Molecule: messenger RNA, 1446 nt
Organism: Vigna unguiculata (cowpea)
Lineage: Eukaryota; Viridiplantae; Streptophyta; Magnoliopsida; Fabales; Fabaceae
Product: putative mannitol dehydrogenase
Molecular function (GO): oxidoreductase activity, acting on the CH-OH group of donors, NAD or NADP as acceptor
Source: RefSeq, a predicted model, not a curated record
AAGGCACUUCAAUUUCCAUUAUUUACACUAAACAUAGUUUUGUUGUUCCUGUCUUUAACUUUUUGUUUUUGAGUUGCAGAUUUAAUUGAAAUGGCAGUGGAAUAUGAAAUUGAGCAUCCAAGGAAGGCUUUUGGAUGGGCAGCUAGGGAUACAUCUGGUCUUCUCUCCCCAUUUUUCUUCUCCAGGAGAAAAACAGGUGAAAAAGAUGUGACAUUCAAGGUGUUGUACUGCGGGAUAUGUCACUCUGACCUUCACAAGUUGAAGAAUGAAUGGAGUGACUCCAUUUAUCCACUUGUUCCUGGGCGUGAGAUUGUUGGAGAAGUGAUAGAGGUGGGAAGCAAAGUAGAAAAGUUUAAGGUUGGAGACAAGGUAGCAGUGGGAUGUUUGGUUGGGUCUUGUUCCUCAUGCCAAAACUGUGUCAACAAUCUUGAGAAUUAUUGCCGGCAAGCGAUUCCCACAUAUGGUGCCAAGAAUGUGGAUGGCAGCAUCACAUAUGGAGGAUUCUCUGACUUCAUGGUUGCAGAUGAACACUUUGUUGUCAACAUUCCAAAUGGCCUACCACUUGACGUUGUUGCUCCUCUCCUUUGUGCAGGGAUCACAGUGUAUAGUCCUUUGAGAUAUUUUGGCCUUGACAAACCUGACAUGCACCUAGGAGUGGUUGGCCUUGGUGGAUUGGGUCAUUUGGCUGUCAAGUUUGCAAAAGCCCUUGGCUUGAAGGUCACUGUCAUUAGUACCUCUCCUAGUAAGGAACAAGAAGCCAUUCAACAUCUUGGAGCAGAUUCCUUUGUGCUUAGUAGAGACCAAGAUCAAAUGAAGGCUGCAAUGUGCACCUUGGAUGGUAUAAUCGACACUGUUUCCGCAGUCCAUCCUAUCAUACCCUUGAUUGAUCUAUUGAAGUCUCAUGGGAAGCUAGUGACGGUUGGGGCACCAGAGAAGCCUCUCGACUUGCUACUUCCAUCUUUAAUUAUGGGGAGAAAAAGUAUAGUGGGGAGUUACAUCGGAGGAAUCCAGGAGACACAAGAAAUGAUUGAUUUCGCAUCCGAACACAAUGUUAGACCUGAAAUUGAGGUAAUUCCGAUGGAUUAUGUGAACACAGCAAUGGAGCGUCUACUCAAAGCUGAUGUUAAAUAUCGCUUUGUCAUUGACAUUGGGAACACACUGAAGCCCUACCCUUCCAUUACUUUGGAGUGAUUCACCUUCAGUUAUAAAACAGAGUCAUCUCUAUAUUUCGAAUUCCUAAUGUGAUUCCCAGACACACAUUCUCUUUUAAAUAAAGAGAACUCAAUAAUUUCAUUUACUAAUUUUUCAUGUGUCAUAUCCACGAUAUUUCAUAAUAUAUAUAUAUAUAUAUAUAUAUAUAUAUAUAUAUAUAUAUAUAUAUAUAUAUAUAUAGAUAUUCAAUAUUAACUUAUGUAAUAUAAAUUAUAUAUAAUUUUGACAAUUAAA